This is a messenger RNA of Pseudomassariella vexata, 1998 nucleotides long. Its product is annotated as family 4 polysaccharide lyase. The coding region runs from base 1 to 1998 and encodes 665 amino acids. The record is from RefSeq and is a predicted model, not a curated record. NCBI's taxonomy places the organism in Eukaryota, Fungi, Ascomycota, Sordariomycetes, Amphisphaeriales, Pseudomassariaceae. Gene Ontology annotation, molecular function: catalytic activity; carbohydrate binding. The transcript has 7 exons. Gene Ontology annotation, biological process: carbohydrate metabolic process.
AUGUUCUCUCUCGUGCCCUUAGUCUUGGCUGCUGGGUCGACAUUCGUCCUCGCCAAGUUGAACGCGACCGAAGAUGCGUCUCAACUGUCGUUAUCCAAUGACCGACUCUAUGCGAGCGUUGUCAAGUCUGGAGGCUACAUCCAGACACUCACUCUGGAUGGCCAAAAUCUGCUAGGAACGAAGUCAGGGUCGACGGGCAUCGGGCCGUACCUGGACUGCUAUUGUAUACCAUCUGGUUUUUGGACACCCGGAUCUAGUCAACCCACGUAUGAGCUAUUCUCCGGCACAGACUCCACAGGCGUCGAUUACGGUGGCAUCAAAAUGUCCGACACCUAUGCCGCGACUGGCCAGAUUUUAGAAACAUACUGGUUUCUAAGAGAUACCGAGACGGGCUUGCACAUUUUUACCCGCCUUGCGUACUACAACGAGACUACGCCAUUCCUGCGAAACCUGCAAGAGUUCCGGACGCUGUUCCGCCCCAACAGCGAUAUCUGGACCCAUCUCUUGACCAACGAGGAGCACUAUGCGCCUCUUCCCGGGAAAGAGGCAAAAGAAAAUGAGAUAGUUGUCCAGGAUGCCACCUGGUAUCUGGGAAACACGCCGGAUGAUGCCUAUGUUCAGCAAGAAGCGGAUUAUUUCACCAAGUACACUUUUGCGGAUACUUGGAGGAACCAUGAUGCCCAUGGAAUGUUUGCCGAUGGAUCUCAGACAUCGGACAAUUCGACCUUCGGGGCGUGGCUAGUGAUGAACACCAGGGAGACUUACUUCGGUGGACCGCUUCACUCCGACUUGACGGUCGAUGGUAUUGUUUACGAUUACAUUGUGUCAAAUCAUCACGGUGAUCAAACGCCGAACAUCACCAACGGCUUCGACCGAACUUUUGGCCCUCAAUUCUACUAUUUCAACCACCUCCCUGCAGAAACCGGCAUCCUCGCCUCCAAAGCCGACGCCACCCAAUACGCCUCCCCAGAAUUCGACAUCGACUUCUACGACUCUAUCGCCAAGCACGUCCCUAACUACGUUCCCAGCUCGGAGCGCGGCGUCUUCCAGUUGCAAGCCUCUCUUCCCUCCACCGCCAAGAACCCCGUUGCCGUGCUGGCCCAAAACGGCGUCGACUUCCAGGACAACGUCUUCGACACCAAAGCGUAUCAAUAUUGGGUGGAGCUAAACAACGACGGCACCGCCACUAUCCCGCGCGUCAAGAACGGCACGUACCGCCUCACCAUCUACGCCGACGGCAUUUUCGGGCAGUACAUUCAAGACGAUGUUGUAGUCGAGGCAGGCGAGACGGCGACCACGACGGCAAAUUGGAGCGAGGAAAGCGCGGGCGCCGAGAUCUUCCGUAUUGGUACUCCCGAUAAGAGCAGUGGCGAGUACAAGCACGGCUACCAGAAAGAUCCCACGCAUCCGCUUCAUCCGGAAGAGUACCGCAUUUACUGGGCGGCCUACGAUUUCGUCGAUGAUUUCCCCGAGGGGGUGCAUUUCACGGUCGGUGAUAGUGAUGUUGUAGAAGACUUCAAUUACGUCCACUGGAGCGUCUUUGGGGGAUAUGCGAACUAUGUGCGGCCAGAGCCGUACUAUGGAGAUGGGAAUGUGAAUAAUUGGACCAUCAGCUUCAAUGUGGAGGCGCUACAGCUGGCGAAUCGGACACAGGCUACUUUCACCGUUCAGUUGGCGGCGGCUAAGACUGCUGCUGGAAACACGGAUGUCUACAACGCCUCAGAGCCGUAUGCGAAUCUGCCGUACACGGUGAACGUCAACGGCCAGGAUCUCGAACCAUGGGUCAUCCCUUAUUACCACAGCAGCUCCUGUGCCGUUCGAUCAGAAGUCGUCUGCUACAACAUCGCCAACAAAUUCACCUUCGACGCUAAACUGCUCAGGUCUGGAGACAACGAUAUCGUGCUUAGCCUCCCUUACAAGGCGACCGACUACGAGAGCGCUGUGCUGCCGCAGUCGGUUUAUGUACAGUACGAUGCGUUGAGGCUCGAGGUUAAAUAA